AUGAAGUGGUUUCAACUUUGCAAGGGCAAAGCAAAAAAAGUCGAAGAUGAGCCCGAGCAGAGUUUUUUCGGUUCAAAAUCGAACUUGAAAAGCGCUAAGAAGCAGAAACCGCAAAAGAGACAGACAUAUGUGAAUUUCAAGAGAGACUCUCAACAGCCAGAAAUCGGGCCAGAAAUCAACGAGAGAGUGAAAUGGGCAGCAAACAAUCGGGCACCAACACACUGCACUUCCGACUACAUGAAAAUCGCACAGAAAAUGAUGGAAACGUCAACUGUCGGGGCUGAGAAAUCCUCGAUCUCGAGCAACGAAGACAGCGAGGACGAGUACGAAGAUGGAGGCGAGGUGUUUGACAUGCCACUUCAACACGCACAGGAAGAAAAGAAACGACACAGAAAAACCGUGCUCAAAUCUGUGGGCGUCGACAUCAACAAGAACAUCAUCCAUGAUUUCCAUCGAAUUCAAAUUACUGGACAAAGGGACGAAAACAGCAAGGACUACAAAACUGCUUCUGGAUUGAUUUUGGAUGCUCUGCGGCUUCGGGAAAAAUAUGCGGCUAUGGCUGGUCAAUCUUAUCAUCCAACAACCUCCAGAUGGCUCCGACGAGUCGAAGGAGGAAAACCAGAGCAGCACUAUGAACGAAUCAUCGCCGAGCGAAAUUUCUCAGUCGACGGGAGUUACGAGCAGCCCUACAUUGGCGAUUGGAAGCAAGGGAUCAAGCCCAAUCUCAACUGGAGCUUCAAAAUGCGCAAUGGAACGCUGGAGAUUUACUCUUCCGAAGAAGACAUGGAGGUGGGUGCGGCUAGCGACGAUUUCAUUUAUCCAGAUGUUCACGAAUUCGUCGAAGAUCAAGCUCUUGUUAUGGCGAUGAUGGCGAACGGCCCGUGCAAGACAUUUUGCUACGAACGGCUUACUUACUUGGAAGGCAAAUUCAAACUGCACGAAUUGAUGAAUGGCGCUUCCGAAAAACUGCUCAAAAGGAAUGCCCCCAUCGCGAUUUUUACAACUCAUCUGCUCAAGUUUAUCAAGAAAACGCUAGAAGAAGACGCCAACAGAAAAGUCUGCAUCGACAAGGCCUCUGGAGAUGAGCUCACUUUGUCUCAAGUGUUUUCUCAAUUGAACGUAAACGCGUACGAUUUGACCGUCGACUCUCUCGAUUGCCAUGCCGAUCGCAACAUCUACCACCGCUUCGACAACUUCAACGCAAAAUACAACCCAAUGGGCGUCGGUCUCCUCCGAGAAAUCUACAUCAAGACGAACAAUUUCAUCCAGGGAGAAUACUUUGCCGAAAUUAUCAAAGAAAUGAUGCGCGAUUUGGAGGCGCAAAAGUACGUUUUCGCCGAACUACGAUUGUCGGUUUAUGGCGUUUCUUACAACGAGUUCUCCGACUUGGCAAAAUGGGCUGUCAAUCAUAACGUCUAUUCCCCGCAUGUUCGCUGGCUAAUCCAGGUUCCUCGAAUUUACGACAUCAUUUCCAAAUCCGGCAAAAUCGCCAACUUCGGCGAAUAUUUGAACAACGUUUUCACCCCCGUUUUGGAAGCUUCAAUCAACCCACAGAAUCACCCCGAGCUGGCCAAGUUCUUGGAACAUGUUUCCGGAUUCGACUCUGUCGACGAUGAGUCAAAGCCCGAGUCGCAUUUCUUCUCCAAUGAUACUCCGAAUCCCGAGAACUGGACGCAGCGAGAAAAUCCGCCAUAUUCUUAUUACCAGUGGUACAUGUUCGCCAACAUUUCUGUCAUCAACCAGGUCCGAAAAAGUAGGGGGAUGAACACUUUCAACUUGCGCCCGCAUUGUGGAGAAGCAGGAGCAUUCCAUCAUCUUUGCACGGCAUUCCUUCUCGCUGAAAACAUUGCUCACGGUCUCAAUUUGAAAAAGGUCCCUGUCAUGGAGUACCUCUACUAUCUUGCUCAAGUUGGAAUUUGCAUGUCGCCCUUGUCAAACAACCAUCUCUUCUUGGACUACCAAAAGUCACCACUUGAGAGCUACUUGAGAAGAGGGCUGAAUAUUUCGCUUUCGACAGAUGAUCCGCUGCAAUUUCACUUUACAAAAGAGCCCUUGAUGGAAGAAUAUUCCAUCGCAGCACAAGUCUGGAAACUGGCGGGAGUAGACAUGUGCGAGAUCGCCCGCAACUCUUGCUACCACUCCGGCUUCGAUCAAAAAACAAAAGCCUACUGGCUUGGAGAGAAUUUCAACUCGGAAGGGAUCAACGGCAACGAUCCGAGAAAAACAAAUGUGCCGGAUAUUCGACUGCAGUAUCGAUACGAGACGCUAGUUGCUGAGCUGGAACACGCGCUGAGUCCGAUGAUGCCAAAGAAGUAG
Messenger RNA from Oikopleura dioica, 2316 nucleotides. Lineage: Eukaryota; Metazoa; Chordata; Appendicularia; Copelata; Oikopleuridae. The record is from the annotation of a GenBank genome assembly.